AGUCCACCGCCUUCUCUGGUCAGUGGGAAGAAAGACCAAAAUGGCAGGGGGGGUUGGGCUGGUGGCCUUUGCCAGAGGUUGGCACUGGGAUUCACAGGAGCUUUUCAAAAGGACAGCCAGUGACUGGACCCAAAGAUGCCGCGGGAAAGGAAAAAGCAGCUGCCGUGGCCCAUAGGGAUCCUGGACUCGGGGGAUAGAGAGGAACAUAUGGCAGCUGUGGCUAGGGAGAGGAGACGGGAGACUCUCGAGGAGCCUGGGCCUCUGGUUCAUGAGUUUGGUAGCUUUAGAUCUAGAAGAGAACUUAAGUAGACUAGCUGAAUUCCCCCUCAUUUAACAGAAGAGAAAAUUAACUCGAAGAGGCCUCACGACACCCAGCUGUACCAAGAAGUGUCAAAGAACUGCUGGCCCAUUGUCUACUCUCCAAGAUACAACAUCACGUUCUUGGGCUUGGAAAAGCUCCAUCCAUUUGAUUCUGGGAAAUGGGGAAAAGUCGUUGGUUUUUUGAAAGAAGAAAAGUUCCUUACUGAUGUCAUGAUGGUGGAGGCCAGAGAAGCCACUGAGCAAGACCUGCGGGUGGUGCACACACAAAGAUACUUGAAUAGGCUGAAGUGGUCCUUUGUGGUAGCAAUGAUCACGGAGAUUCCACCAGUCUUCUGUCUUCCUAACUUCCUGGUGCAGAGGCAUGUUCUAAGGCCUCUAAGGACCCAGACGGGAGGAACCAUUAUGGCUGGAAAACUGGCUAUUGAACGAGGCUGGGCCAUCAAUAUAGGUGGUGGGUUCCAUCACUGCUCCAGUGACAGGGGAGGGGGAUUUUGUGCCUAUGCUGAUAUUACACUCUCUAUCAAGUUUCUAUUUGAACGAGUAGAAGGCGUCUCAAGAGCCACCAUUAUUGACCUGGAUGCUCACCAGGGAAAUGGCCAUGAGAGGGAUUUCAUGGACGACAGCCGAGUGUACAUUGUGGAUAUCUAUAACCGCAACAUUUACCCAGGGGAUGGUUUUGCUAAACGUGCCAUCAAGAGGAAGGUUGAGCUGGAGUGGGGAACAGGAGACACAUACUACCUGCAGAAGGUGGCUGAGCACGUGGAGGGGGCGCUGAGUGACCACAUGCCCCAUGUGAUGAUCUACAAUGCAGGCACGGACAUCCUGGAGGGUGACCCUCUGGGAGGUCUCUCUGUGUCUGCCGAGGGCAUCAUCAAGAGGGAUGAGCUGGUGUUCCGGGCUGCCCGAAGCCACAACAUACCGAUCUUCAUGGUGACCUCAGGAGGCUACCAGAAACAUACAGCACGGAUCAUAGCUGACUCCAUCCUCAACCUGUACAACCUGGGCCUCAUUGACCAUUCUGAGGCACUCUGAGGAGCCCAGCGCACUGUGUAAAUGACUGGGACCACCUAGAAGGCAGCCUUUGCCAUCCCUCUCCCGGAAAAAUUUUGUUUUCUAAAAAGCAGAUACAAUAGGCAAGACUUUAACCCUAGACUGGUGUCAGGGUCAGCUGCAAUACAACAGAUCUGGAGCCAGGGCCCUGUAAAGUGAAUUUAUUUAUUUUUUUUUACCACUUUCAAAGACAGCAGAAUGGAGGAAG
Molecule: messenger RNA, 1579 nt
Organism: Trichosurus vulpecula (common brushtail)
Lineage: Eukaryota; Metazoa; Chordata; Mammalia; Diprotodontia; Phalangeridae
Gene: HDAC11
Product: histone deacetylase 11
Exons: 10
Coding region: 532-1353 (273 amino acids)
Molecular function (GO): histone deacetylase activity
Source: RefSeq, a predicted model, not a curated record